AUGGUAUUGACUGGAAACAAUGAUGAGUUGCUGCAACAGCUUCUAGACACUCUGAAUAAGGCGUUCCGAAUGAAAGACAUGGGAGUUCUACACUAUUUCUUGGGUAUACAGGCCUUUUUUCAUGAUGAAGGUUUAUUUCUGAGUCAAGAAAAAUACACAUUAGAUCUUCUUGUCUCAGCUGGGAUGUCAGAUUGUGCACCAAUGCCAACGCCCUUACCUCUUCAGCUUGAUAAGGUUUCAGGACAGAAUAAGUCUUUCUCGGAUACUACUUACUUUCGAAGCUUAGCAGGCAAACUUCAAUAUCUGACUCUCACACGUCCAGAUAUCCAGUUUGCAGUAAAUCUCAUUUGUCAGAAAAUGCAUACACCAACUGAAGCGGAUUUUAGCUUGCUCAAACGAAUACUUCGUUAUUUGAAGGGAACGUUUCAGAUGGGAAUCAACCUAAGUUCGAAUACAAAUUCUACUCUCCGUGCCUACAGUGACAGUGAUUGGGCUAACUGUAAAGAAACCAGGAGAUCUACAGGAGGCUUGUGUACGUUUUUGGGGUCCAAUAUCAUUUCUUGGUCUGCAAAACGACAUUCUACAAUCUCAAGAUCGAGCACAGAGGCUGAAUUCAGAACUAUGUCUAUUGCAGCUACGGAACUUAAGUGGAUAAGUUCUCUUCUUGACGCUAUUGGCCAUCCUCAACCAUCACUUCCAAAGCUGUACUGUGAUAACUUGUCUGCGGUUUAUCUCACGGUGAAUCCUGCUCUUACUCACGUUCCCAAACACUUGAUGUGGACUUUCAUUAUAUUCGUGAAAGGGUUGCUCAUGGAGCUCUUGUUGUCAAGCAUGUUCCAAGCCAUCAACAACUUGCAGAUGUCUUCACCAAAUCCUUGGCUCAACAACCUUUUUUUGACUUAA
Molecule: messenger RNA, 903 nt
Organism: Eutrema salsugineum
Lineage: Eukaryota; Viridiplantae; Streptophyta; Magnoliopsida; Brassicales; Brassicaceae
Exons: 1
Coding region: 1-903 (300 amino acids)
Source: RefSeq, a predicted model, not a curated record